Molecule: messenger RNA, 3345 nt
Organism: Egretta garzetta (little egret)
Lineage: Eukaryota; Metazoa; Chordata; Aves; Pelecaniformes; Ardeidae
Gene: SCIN
Product: scinderin
Exons: 16
Coding region: 1-1971 (656 amino acids)
Biological process (GO): actin filament severing; actin polymerization or depolymerization; barbed-end actin filament capping
Cellular component (GO): cytoplasm; actin cytoskeleton
Molecular function (GO): actin filament binding; phosphatidylinositol-4,5-bisphosphate binding
Source: RefSeq, a predicted model, not a curated record
AUGGAAUGCCUAACAGGGAAAGAAUGUACCCAGGAUGAAAGCACAGCUGCAGCUAUCUUCGCUGUUCAGAUGGAUGACUAUUUAGGAGGAAAGCCUGUGCAGAGCAGAGAAAUUCAAGGAUACGAGUCUACUGAGUUUGUGGGCUACUUCAAAGGAGGAAUUAAAUACAAGGCAGGUGGGGUUGCCUCUGGGUUUAAUCACGUUGUUACUAAUGAUCUGAGUGCUCAGAGGCUUCUGCACAUCAAGGGCCGGAGGGUUGUGAGAGCCACAGAAGUCCCCCUAGCUUGGACCAGCUUCAACAGAGGAGACUGUUUCAUUAUUGACCUCGGAACCGAAAUCUAUCAGUGGUGUGGCUCAUCAUGCAAUAAAUACGAACGGCUGAAGGCUACUCAAGUUGCUGUUGGCAUUCGGGACAACGAACGAAAUGGAAGGUCUAAAUUAAUUACCGUGGAAGAAGGGAGUGAACCAGACCAGCUCAUAGAGGUUUUAGGGAGCAAGCCAGCGCUUCCCGAGUGUGAUGAUGAGGAUGAUGAGAUGGCCGAUAUUGCAAACAGGAGAAAUGCUAAACUAUAUAUGGUGUCAGAUGCAAGUGGAUCCAUGAAGGUGUCCAUGGUAGCAGAGGAAAACCCCUUCUCCAUGGCUAUGCUUUUGUCUGAGGAGUGCUUCAUUCUGGACAAUGGUGCUGCAAGGAAGAUCUUUGUGUGGAAAGGCAAAAAUGCUAACCCACAAGAGAGAAAAGCUGCCAUGAAGAACGCUGAACAAUUCAUACAGGAGAUGAAUUAUCCUGCCAAAACACAGAUUCAAGUCCUUCCUGAAGGAGGUGAAACGCCAAUUUUCAAACAAUUUUUCAAAGACUGGAAGGAUAAAGAUCAAAGUGAUGGCCUUGGCAAAGUAUAUGUCACAGAGAGGGUGGCUAAAAUUGAGCAGAUUGAAUUUGAUGCUACCAAGUUACAUGAGUCUCCACAAAUGGCUGCCCGGCAUAACAUGGUAGAUGAUGGUUCGGGGAAAGUAGAGAUCUGGCGUGUGGAAAGCAGCGGUAGAGUUCCUGUGGGACCUGAGAUGUACGGACAGUUCUACGGCGGUGACUGCUACAUUAUCCUCUACACUUACCCUAAAGGGCAGAUCAUCUACACAUGGCAAGGAGCCCAUACUACAAAAGAUGAACUGACUGCGUCUGCAUUUCUGACAGUUCAGCUGGAUCGGUCAUUGAACGGUCAGGCUGUGCAGAUCCGAGUCAGCCAAGGCAAAGAGCCUGCACAUUUACUGAGCUUGUUCAAAAACAAACCUCUUAUUGUCUACAAGGAUGGGACAUCCAAGAAGGAAGGUCAGAAACCUGCUCCUCCCACGCGACUCUUCCAAAUCCGCAGGAACCUGGCAGCCAUUACCAGGAUUGCAGAGGUUGAUGUUGACGCAAUGUCACUAAACUCUAAUGACGUCUUUGUUCUGAAACUGCCGAACAACUCUGGCUACACCUGGGUAGGAAAAGGAGCAAACAAAGAAGAGGAACAAGGAGCUCAAUACAUUGCCAACGUUCUUAAAUGCCAGACUGCUAAGAUUAAUGAAGGCCAGGAACCAGAGGAAUUUUGGAAAGCACUUGGAGGUAAAAAAAAGUAUCAGACUUCAUCACAACUCUUGACAAAGGCUGAAGAUCAUCCCCCUCGCCUGUAUGGUUGUUCUAAUAAGACUGGCAGAUUUAUUAUUGAGGAGGUCCCAGGAGAAUUCACUCAGGAUGAUUUGGCUGAAGAUGAUGUCAUGUUGCUGGAUGCUUGGGAGCAGGUUUUUGUCUGGAUUGGGAAGGAUGCUAAUGAAACUGAGCGACGGGAAUCCCUUAAAUCUGCCAAAUGCUAUAUUGAAACAGAUCCUUCUGGCAGAGAUAAGGGGACCCCCAUUGUAAUCGUGAAGCAGGGGCACGAACCCCCGACGUUCACAGGCUGGUUCCUGGCUUGGGACUCCAACAAAUGGAAGAACUGAUCUAUCCAAGGAGGCUUCAGCUUCAAGCCAAAGAAUGAUCAGAGCCCAGCUACUUUCUAGUAUUUCUAAGCACAGGCUUAUGCAACAGUAUGGGGCAUCUCUGUUACGCUUUCCUGAGCUUUGAAACAUUUCUGUGGAUAGCCUAGAAGUUCUUAGCACCGGAAAGCAUAAAUGAUAAUUGUAAACUGGUCAAAUGGGGUGAGUGGGGCUUUUCCUGUAGUAAAUAUGGAAAGUGCUACCAACACUUUAACAAUCUGUUGAUUCUUCAAACAGCAGCUGUGGAUCAGUUUAUUUUAAUGUGCUAAAAUGGGCCAAAUUCUGCCUUCACUUAAAAACCCAAACUAAUGCCACAAAAAUUCCUUUAGAUUAAGGUUGGCAUAAUAUUGCAUAGAAUUUGGCCUGAUACAGGACCAAUUCUCCACAUGUUGCAAGGCUAGGACUGGACAUGAUUUACUUACUAGGCCAAGAUAUUGCCACACUCAACUCACAUAAAAUUUCAGAUGAUGCCUGAUCCAGAGCAGCAGCUGUGUCUUGCAGGGGGCAAAUAAGGGAUGAGUAUUUUGAGAAAGCUGUGCUUAAUGUGUUUGUUUGUCUUGUUAGUACAUAUAUUUGGAACUUCGGAGUGAAUGGCUGUUAGAAUACAAACUCGACAAAGGUUUUUUUUGAGGGACUGUUUAGCUCAUUGUAAUUAAUUUUUUUAGAUUUAUCUCUGUGAGCCACCUCCAGUUCCACCAGAUCAUUUUAAGCAAAGCUCUUAAACACAUUCUGGUGCACUAGUGCUUUUAAGUGGAAGCAGAAGAAAUAACAGCUUCAAAAAUACGUACUUUGCCUUAACCGGAUUGCACUUAAGCCAUACUUUGUCUCAGUUGCCUUACUCAGCAGUACCCUGUUCUCCAGCAUGCAGACUGCUCACCUUGUCAGGUGCAGGAUUUAUUUCUGCUCAUUUUCUAAGCAGGUCUUAGUCAAAUAUCAAGUAUAUCAAGCACAAGGAAACCCCUUCGUUUCAGAAGCGUUCCACAUCCUAGGAAUUUGGAAUGUGAGUACGCACCAUAGAAUACAGCCUUCUCUUUUCUCUCAGACACAGUUAUUUGGGCUUUUUUUUAUUCUGGUGAAUUUAAGAGUAUGUUUUCAAAUUGUGUUUUAUUUGUAAUUUAGCCAGAAAAGUCUGCUUAAGAGCAGCAGGAAGAAUUCUGCUUCAAAUCUUUAGCAAUGCUUUGAGCAAUACUUGUUUUAAACAACAAUUUGUACAGCUAUAAAUCAUGUCAACACAGCUUUUUAAUGAAAGCAGUUCAAUGGUUUUAUUAUUCUUAUGUUAGAUUUGAAAGUGAAAUUUUAGACAUUUUUGUAUUUUUUUUACAUGAUUGUGAUUUUGAA